GUGUACACCGUGAACAAAAAGUUUUAGGACGAUAACAGAAAUACCACUAAAACUUAGGGACUAAAAAACAAAAAAAAAUUGAAAAUUACACAUAUUAGGAAUCUGAUGGAGAUUCCGCUGCCGAGUUCUGGAGCGAUCUUUUUGAAGAUGCAACGGCGAGAAGAGAAGCGUCGGGAGUUUCACGAAGCUCUUCUUCAAACGCUUUAUCCUCCUUCAUCUCCACCUUCUCCGUCUCCGGUAGAGGUUGUUGACGACGAACCAUUCGAUGUAACGCUCAUAAACCCAGAGGAUUACUUGAAAAUUAAUUCAUCGAUCAACGGAGAAGACAACGAAAUCGGAGAUGAAUCGGGGAAUGCUGAGAAACCGAGUAGAGCGCAGAGAAAGAGGUUAAGGAAGAGGUUGCUCAAAGAAGAAGCAGUUCGCCGGAAGAAAGUUAUCAUCGGACCUUUACUUCCGACAGAUGGUAGAAGAGUCUUCGUGGGAGAUGCAAGCGGAAGCAACGUUGAAAAAGAAGAUUCUGAUAGCGAAGAAGAAGAAGAUGAAGCUAGUGAAAGCAAAACCUGCUCACAACCUGUUCGACUAAAUGCCACAGGGGAAAAACAAGUAAAAUUCGAUGACAAUGAUAAGACGAGUAAAGUCAAGAAGAGGAGAGAAGCUAAGAAACUGGCCAAAGAUAGUUCUAAACCAAAUUCAUAUCUCCAUAAUCCAACCCCUGAUCCUAAUUAGGGUUAAGAAUGUACCGAUCUUUAAUGUAAGAAACAAUUAGUUUUUCUUUGAUAAUACAAGGGCAUAUUACUAAAUUUGUAUUUCUCGUUUCUAAGUUC
Messenger RNA from Camelina sativa (false flax), 824 nucleotides. RefSeq lists its product as uncharacterized. NCBI's taxonomy places the organism in Eukaryota, Viridiplantae, Streptophyta, Magnoliopsida, Brassicales, Brassicaceae. The record is from RefSeq and is a predicted model, not a curated record.